Molecule: messenger RNA, 2924 nt
Organism: Pipistrellus kuhlii (Kuhl's pipistrelle)
Lineage: Eukaryota; Metazoa; Chordata; Mammalia; Chiroptera; Vespertilionidae
Gene: CBR4
Product: carbonyl reductase 4
Exons: 5
Coding region: 141-854 (237 amino acids)
Biological process (GO): fatty acid biosynthetic process
Molecular function (GO): quinone binding; oxidoreductase activity, acting on the CH-OH group of donors, NAD or NADP as acceptor
Source: RefSeq, a predicted model, not a curated record
CCAGAGGCCGGGGCAGGAGGCGGGGAACAGGCUGCUUUUUCCUCGCGGUGGUGAUAUAAAAAUCGCGAGUCUGGAAGUCUGGAAAGGGGCCGCCACUCUUAGCUUUUUUUCUCUCCAAGUUUCCGACUCCCCCGUCCGAGAUGGACAAAGUCUGUGCUGUGUUCGGAGGCUCCCGGGGUAUUGGCAGGGCAGUGGCCCAGCUGAUGGCCCAGAAGGGCUACCGACUGGCCAUCGUCGCCAGAAAUCUGGAAGUGGCAAAAGCCGCCGCCGGUGACCUCGGCGGUGGUCAUUUGGCAUUUAGCUGUGAUGUUGCCAAAGAGCAUGAAGUUAAACACACAUUUGAAGAGAUGGAGAAAAAUUUAGGUCCUGUUAACUUCUUGGUAAAUGCAGCUGGAAUUAACAGGGACAGCCUUUUAGUACGAGCAAAAACUGAGGAUAUGAUAGCUCAGCUUCAUACUAACCUUCUGGGCUCCAUGCUGACCUGCAAAGCUGCCAUGAAAACUAUGAUUCAACAACAGAGAGGAUCUAUUGUUAAUGUAGGGAGCAUUAUUGGUUUAAAAGGCAAUGCUGGUCAGUCUGUGUACAGUGCUGCUAAAGGAGGAUUGGUUGGAUUUUCCCGUGCUCUUGCUAAGGAAGUAGCAAGAAAGAAAAUUAGAGUGAAUGUGGUUGCUCCAGGAUUUGUUCAUACAGAUAUGACGAAAGCCUUGAAUGAAGAACAUUUAAAGAAAAAUAUCCCUCUUGGGAGAUUUGGAGACCCCAUUGAUGUGGCACACGCAGUUGUGUUUCUCUUAGAAUCACCCUAUAUUACAGGGCAUGUUCUGGUAGUAGAUGGGGGAUUACAACUCACGAUGUAACUUACAGAUUUCUCAGGUAUAAUGGUGAUUAGAAUUAGGCACACUUUGAUUAAGACAAUCAUAUCUACGUGGUUGACAUUUGCUAAUCAAACCUAUUCAUGCUACAAAUGUUGAUUUUCACCUUUAUAUGUAUUGAUAUAUAUCUGAAAAGAAUGUUUGACCAAUUAUGUUUUCUAAAUAGUAUAUACCUUAUAGACUGCAGCAAUUUUAGUAUACAGAAUUUUUUUCAAGUUCUAUAAACAGGUAUUACCUAAUUUAUAUAGUAUCAAAAGUGGAAAAAUUAUAAAGUUUAAUUUUCAUGAGUUACUUUAUUAAGUUGAAUGUUCUAGAAAUUAACCUUGUAGUCCAUUGCCAAAAUAAGAGUAUUUAUAUGGUAUUGGUUUAUUGUCAGUACUUUGACAACCCUGCUAAAGUUAAACAUUACGGUAUAUGUUUUUUAAUAUGCUUUGGAUGAUAAGUUUUUAUACAGGUUGAAAAAAAAACCCAGUAUCAGUUUGAUAUAAACAUGAAUUUAGAGUCUCUCUCUUCUCCCCCCAUCCCCCAGUAGCAUUAUCCCUGAUUGAGCUGCUGGGCAAAAUAGUCUACAAACAUAAGUGUGGUACAGUUGAUCUGUUCUGUAGAAAUUCUCAAUGAUGGUGAGCAGUAAGCAUUAACUCUAUCUUAAGGUUUCAGUAUCUGCUAAAUUGAUCUCAUCAAUGUAGGAAGUGGAAGUGUUAUGUGUGUGUUUAAAUCCACAAAACAAUAUAGCUAACUACUUAAAAAAUAGUAUGAAAAAAUGACAUUUUGAAUAUGAUUUUUACCCUAAAAUUUGUUAGUAAACAAUUACUUACAAAUAAUCACAAAUGAUAAAUAUGCACUACCAAUGGAUUAGAUAUCUUACAAGGAACAAAAGCAUUAGUUUUAAAAUAAAAUAUUUGAGAAUAGAGAUAAAGACACGAACUCUAUGUAAAAUAUCAGGCAAUAUCUCUUUAUCAUUGAACUACUUUGUGGGGAAUACUGUGAUAUUUUAACAUAGUAUUCAUGUUCAUUUUUAUUAAAAUGUUUUAAAUAUUUACUGCACUUUAAAAAGUAAUUUUUUAUGGAUUUAUUGGAGCUGAAUAUUAUUUUUUAUAUAAACAGAUAUAAUCUUACAUUGUAAGUGCAAAAACAUAGGAUAUAGUAAAUAAAUGCAAAAUAAUACAAAGAAAUAUAAACAAAAUGAAAAGUAAUAAAGACAAAUUUAUAUUUUAAAUUAAGGUUGCUUAUUUCUUAAAAAUUUAUCUUUGAAAUAACCUUCUUUAUAUACAGGUGUGUUUUUUAGGAUGUGAAAAUGUCUGUUAAGUGUGAAUAAAAUUAGAUUAUUACUCAAACUGACUACUAAAUGGAAACAUGGUAACUCACAGAAUUUAUCAGGCAUUAACAAUUCCAGGCACAUACAGGAAAUGCAACAUUGAAGAUGGUUUCAAAUGUGGUUGCUGAUGGCUUUCAGCUCGGAGAGUUUAUGCAGACAGAGCAGGCCAUUUUCUCAUGCUGCCUCACCUGCAGGCCUUUGGCUCCCUGCACUUCCUCAUUUUGACAUCCUCUUAGGCUGAAUUCCCUUCUUUGGACCCCUCAUGUUCUGAAAUUAUCAAUGAAGCUGAUUUGACUGGUGAUUAGGAAGAAAGCAACGCAUUUUAUGGAACUGAUGACACUAAGAUGUAGGCUACAGAUAGUUUUAAACUUUAAAUGUACAUUUACACUUUAAGAAAUAUAACCCUUUUGACUAGUCCACUCUGUCCCCUAGCCCAUAUUAAGCUGCUGGUGUAAUAUGGGGAUAAAUUUUGCAAAAUGAGCUUUCACUAUUCCACUCCAGGUGAACUUUGCACCCACUUCCACUAACCUGGUAGAAUUUGUAAUUUAAUACUUGCUGAAAUAAGUUGCCAGCUGUUGCUUAUGUUCAGCGGUUCAAGAACUUCAUUUAAUUCUUAAGAAGUCUCAUCUGUAGCUGCUCUGUGACAAAUAUGAGCUCAUAAUCCAAUUUGUGGUUUGCUCUUAAAAAAAAGAUUUAUGCUUAAAGACAAUGUAUUAAAUUUUUUCAGGAAGGCUUUAAAA